Molecule: messenger RNA, 963 nt
Organism: Effrenium voratum
Lineage: Eukaryota; Dinophyceae; Suessiales; Symbiodiniaceae
Source: the annotation of a GenBank genome assembly
AUGAACGCAGACGGUGCCGCGCAAAGGCUGGCCGCCAGCACUUCCGCGUUGCGCCGGGCCUUGGCUGCGGUGGCGCUGGAGGGUGGCGGCCAGGUGACGGUGCCGCCGGGCACGUGGCACCUAGGGCCGGUGAACCUCACCAGCAACUUGGUGCUUUGGCUCUCGGAGGGCGCUACACUGGUGGCCGACACAGAGCCCUCGCGGCUUCCGGUCUUGCCCGCGUUGCCAUCUUGGGGCCCUGCGCUCACGGCAGCGGAAGUGCUCAAGGAGGGGCUUCUACGACCUCAAGCUGAUCUCCGCGAUGCGGUGCCGAGGUACCAACCGCUGCUUUGGGGCAACAAGGUGCGGAACGUGACCAUCACGGGCGAGAAUGGCACCAUCGACGGUCACGGUGUGGAUUGGUGGUCGCGCUGGCUGCGAGAGCCGCUGCUGGGCCGGCCCCACAGCAUCCAAUUCCAGGAGUCCCAGGACAUCCUCAUCAGGAACAUCACCAUCAGGAACCCGGGCUUCUGGACAGUGCACCUUUGGCGCUGCGCAUAUGUCACGGUGCAGUUCCUCACGAUCCUUGUCGACCCGUGGGCUCCGUUGGUGCGGCCAACCAACACGGAUGGGGUGAACCCGGACUCCUCAAAGCAUGUGCUCAUCGAGGACAGCUACCUCCAAACCGGGGACGACGCCAUCGCUGUGAAGAGUGGCUGGGAUUGCUACGGGCGCGAGGUGCCGAUGCCCUCGGAGAACGUCACCAUCCGCCGGGUCACGGUGCGUCAGACCAGGGGCUGCAACGCGGCGGCCUUCACCAUCGGCUCCGAGAUGUCCGGUGGGGUCCAAGACGUGGUGCUUGAAGACUGCGUCGUGGUCAACGCCGGCGUGGCAGUCGAGAUCAAGGUGGGCGCCACGCGCGGGGGCUUCGUGCGCGGCAUCCUGGCCAAGAAUCUGCAGGCGGAUCGAUCGCCUCAUGCGUAG